AUGAGUGAGGCCGAUAGAAUUGGCGUUGCGGCUGUUGCUUGCGCCGAGAACAUUUCAUUAUUGUAUCUCUUAGGCAAGCGUCAGCACGAUCCCCAGCCGAACCGGCGAACACCAGAACCAACUGAAGAAAGAGGUAGAACGCUUAAGUUCCAUAGGGAGCGCAGUCUCUGCGGUGCUUUUGCGUUCCUGGCCAGCAUCGAUGGGAAUCCGGACUUCAUUCCCGCUGUCUACAUUGAAGAACGACCAGACCAGCGACGCCUGGAAAUUGUGGUGGCCGUAAACAAAAAGAGCCCGAUGAAUGGUGAGGAGAUUUUGGAGGACAUCAAGCGUGGAUUCGAAGAAAUCUUCCUGCAGUUGCAGAGCCUAAACGGCAAGUACUCCAGCAACAAAAGGUCUGAAAUUGAUGAUUGGGUUUUCGAGGAAGUUGUUGAAAUGUGCUACGAACGGAUUCUGAACCGCAUCCGCGAGGAACAACCACGAGUUGGGGGUCCACGGGGACGCCAGACGAAGAAACGAAAGUCGAUGGAGGAGCUGCUCGAAACGCUCGAUCUAUACUUCACUCGGCCGGGUAACAGCACAACACAGUCCCAAAAGUUCUUGGCCAGAGCUCGCGAUGCUACAAAGUCACUCAGGAAAUGGAGGAGAUACCAGAAUCCAUCGAUGCUUAAGCCGUUGGUUCAAGACAUCUUUCAGCUUUCACGAAUCGGCCAAUUUGAAAAGCUUAUCCACAUGAUACCUCACAGAGAAAUGGACCCGGGCUCGAAGUCGAGUCUGUGUAACAUGAUCCUCAAGGUCGCACGGUAUAGAGAGGUCUCCCGGCAUAUUUACCGGACUGCCAAGAAAUACCCAAUCGCAAGAUGCGCGAAAGUGGUGACGGUGAACCUCACGACUUUCAGUCCAGGAGCUUACGAUCGAAUCUCGGAUCGUGGAAGGUACCCAGAACUGGCUACCGCUCUGGCGAGGAACGGAGUUUCCAAUCAGCCCGACCAAAGCCUCAGAGAUGCUUGGAAUAUUUCACGGCCAUCUUUACAGGAUGCCACCGUUCUAUUCGAAAAGCAGGCAAAGUACAUAUUACAGAGCGCAAAGGUUCAUGCCGAAGUUCAGCUGAUAUACCACUAUCAUCUCAAGGAACGUCGCUCAGAGCUGCCGCCCAGAGUUAUUCGCUCCAGCAAAGACGCGUGCUAUCUCUGCAACGCUUUUAUUGAAGCAGAAAAGACUUUCUACACGUCUCGCUGCCACGGGAGGCUAUACCCGUCAUGGAAACUGCCAUCCGUCGGUGGCCGCCUGGACCUAGCUCAGAGGUUCAAUGAGCAGUUAAAAGGUAGAAUAAACAGUGCUUACGGUGACUUGACGAACUUCAAUGACAACUACCCGAAGUUGAGCAAGACGAAGAAGCUCACAUCAGAAAUUUCUCUUGGAGCCGAGGAAACGCCUCAUUCGUUCAAGAAGACCAAGUUCCCCGCUCACGCUAUGCUACAGGAGCAGCACAUGAGGACGCCAGAGUUGGAUCUCAAAACCCCGGCAGACGUCAGCGACAUCAAGUCCACAGGAAGCACCAUCAGAUUAGGAUUAGAACCACACACGCCAUCAUCAGAAAGACCUGCUGUCUCAAGAAAAGAACUCUGUCCGCCCAAAAAACGGUGA
This is a messenger RNA of Colletotrichum orchidophilum, 1644 nucleotides long. RefSeq lists its product as uncharacterized. The record is from RefSeq and is a predicted model, not a curated record. The transcript has 3 exons. The coding region runs from base 1 to 1644 and encodes 547 amino acids. NCBI's taxonomy places the organism in Eukaryota, Fungi, Ascomycota, Sordariomycetes, Glomerellales, Glomerellaceae.